UGAACAGUUUGCACUUUUCUACUAGUGAUAUUUAUUUAUUUUUUCCUUUUCUCUCUUUCUAAGUUUUCGGGCCAGGGAAAGAGAAGGUCGUAGAGAAAAAAGGGCACUGGUGCUCAAAAGUGAAACUCGAAAGAUGCGAAGGACGCAGUAUUCGGAUCACGGAAGCUGAUCCUAAGCUACGGGAGGUAACCGCCAACGAAUUACACCCUCUCAGUCCGAAUAAUCUGCAACUUUCUGCAAACCAAUUGCAAAUAUCUACCCAUUUACGAAAAUAGAGCUAGAGUGAAGGCCACAUAUAUAAAGGUUGUUCUGAAUAGAAAAAAUGGAGUCCUGUGAUUGUAUUGAGACCCAGUGGCCUGCUGAUGAGCUCCUUGUGAAAUACCAAUACAUAUCAGACUUCUUUAUUGCAUUUGCUUAUUUCUCAAUUCCCUUAGAGCUGAUUUACUUUGUCCAAAAGUCAGCAUUCUUUCCUUAUAGAUGGGUGCUAAUGCAAUUCGGGGCUUUCAUUGUUCUCUGCGGUGCAACACAUUUUAUAAAUCUGUGGACUUUCUCUAUGCAUUCAAAGACAGUUGCUGUAGUCAUGACGAUAGCAAAAAUUGCAACUGCUGUAGUAUCAUGUGCAACAGCUUUGAUGCUUGUGCACAUUAUUCCCGAUCUUCUGAGUGUCAAAACAACUGAAUUACGCCUUAGGAACAAGGCUGAAGCUCUUGACAGAGAAAUGGGGCUUAUUAUGUCUCAAGAAGAAACCGGGAGACAUGUCAGAAUGCUAACGCAUGAAAUUAGAAGCACACUUGACAAGCACACUAUUCUUAGAACUACACUGGUUGAAUUGGGAAGGACUUUGGAGCUAGAGGAGUGUGCAAUAUGGAUGCCAUCAAGAAAGGGCAUGAACCUUGAACUUUCUUACACUUUAAACAACCUUAUUCCUGUUGGAUCUACUGUGGCCAUAAAUCUUCCCAUUGUCAAUGAGGUUUUUAAUAGUAGUGAAGCAAUACGAAUCCCACAUACAUGCCCUUUGGCACGGAUCCAACCUGUUGGAAGAUAUCUACCCCCAGAGGUCGUUGCUGUCCGAGUUCCUCUUCUACAUCUUUCAAACUUCCAAAUUAAUGACUGGCCGGACCUCUCAGCAAAAACUUAUGCUAUAAUGGUUCUAAUCCUACCUAUGGAUGGAAUAAGAAAAUGGAGGGACCAUGAAUUGGAACUUGUAGAAGUUGUUGCUGACCAGGUUGCUGUUGCUCUUUCUCAUGCUGAAAUUUUGGAAGAGUCUAUGAGAGCUCGCGAUCAAUUAGUGAAGCAGAAUGUUGAUCUUGAUUCUGCUCGACAAGAGGCCGAGAUGGCUAUCCGUGCUCGAAAUGAUUUCUUGGCAGUGAUGAAUCAUGAGAUGAGGACACCUAUGCAUGCCAUGAUGUCUCUCUCUUCUCUUCUUUUAGAAACAGAACUAAAUCCAGAUCAAAGAAUUAUGAUAGAAACUGUAUUAAGGAGUAGCAAUCUACUAGCCACACUUGUUAAUGAUGUUCUAGAUUUAUCUAGACUUGAAGAUGGUAGCCUUGAAUUAGAUGCCGAUGUCUUCAAUCUUCAUGAGGUCUUCAGAGAGGUAAUUAACUUGAUAAAGCCCAUUGCUUCUGUGAAGAAGUUACCUAUGACGUGGAUUUUGGCCCCAGAUUUACCCAUGUAUGCUGUUGGUGAUGAGAAGCGGCUUAUGCAGACUAUUCUUAACAUUGCUGGGAAUGCUGUAAAAUUCACAAAGGAGGGUUAUGUUUCCAUUAUAGCUUCUAUUGCUAAAUCAGAGUCAUUGAGAGAUUGGCGACCUCCUGAAUUUUAUCCCGUUUCAUGUGACGGACACUUCUUCUUGAGAGUACAGGUUAAGGAUUCUGGUUGCGGCAUUACUUCACAAGAUCUCCCAUAUGUUUUUACUAAGUUUUCGCAGUCUAACAUUGGUUCAAACAGAAUUCACACUGGUGUGGGUCUUGGACUUGCAAUAUGUAAACGGUUUGUGAGUCUCAUGGGAGGGUACAUUUGGGUUGAAAGUGAAGGAUUGGAGAAAGGAAGCUCAGUGACAUUUCUAGUCAAACUUGGGAUUUGCAACAGGCCAAAUGUAUCGACGGCUACACAACCAGUCAUACCUUUUGCAAGAGUUCAUCAAGGAAGUGCUGAUUUCAUUGGCUGGAGGCCAUUUCCAAAAGAGACGCCUCGCUAUCAAAGGAGUCUUUGAGUAGGAGGAGGGAUGACAUAAUAAUAAUAAUAAUCAUAAAGAAAAUCUAAAGCAUUCUGUUUCUUUCUCAAAAGAAGAAGAACCAUAUCAUCGUGUAAGUAUUGUUUUGUCAUUGGCUACCUUAACAAAGGGAUUAGCACAAAUGCUGCUAGCUAUUAUUGUAAGUUUUACAAACAAAUUGAAACAUGUUGAUAUUGCCCAUUGUCAUGCAUCAUCCCACAGAGUUUUAAUUUUUCUUAUU
Messenger RNA from Impatiens glandulifera, 2453 nucleotides. Its product is annotated as probable ethylene response sensor 1. NCBI's taxonomy places the organism in Eukaryota, Viridiplantae, Streptophyta, Magnoliopsida, Ericales, Balsaminaceae. The transcript has 6 exons. Gene Ontology annotation, molecular function: protein binding; phosphorelay sensor kinase activity; ethylene binding. The coding region runs from base 323 to 2212 and encodes 629 amino acids. Gene Ontology annotation, biological process: signal transduction; phosphorylation. The record is from RefSeq and is a predicted model, not a curated record. Gene Ontology annotation, cellular component: endoplasmic reticulum.